CGCGCCAGGUCCGUGCGUCUCGCUCGCGGACCAUCAGACGCUCCAUAUUUAGCCGUUGCGAGUCUCGCAGAGACUGUCAAGAGAAACCCUGAGAGAGAGUUCAACUCUCAACUUAUUUAAUGUCACCACUGGCGUAAAACGAAAGGAAUAUACUCUUUUGGAAGGCCGCUAGCUUCGAGCUUGGAAGCCAGUGAUGAUCGGGGACUUUAAGUUAAGAGAAGACGGCGUUUGACGUGAUUUUUUUUCUCCUCUCAGAUGGGAAUGUAGCUUAGCUGGUUAGCCUGGCCACUAGCAGUAGCAGGCUAGCGCUGUCGAAGAGAGGAGGCGACAUAAGUGGACUUUUACUCGCUACAACGUCAUAACACCUCAACAAACCGCCUCAGUCUUUCCAAAGACGCGUUUCUGAAGGCGUCGCGGUUAUAGAAACAGCGAUUCGGGACUGUAUUUGAGCAGGCUGAGGGGAACUUUUCGUUUUAGCUGUCUAGCUAGCUGGCCGUAACGUCAAUCUGUCAACCGAACCUGAAAUCCCGAACAGAUCUUUCGAGCCUUGUAACGUUACUGGGGCACCGUACCUCCCUCCUCUCUCUCGGCCUCCGUUGAUAUAACGUUAACGUACGGGCUUCUGGGGAAGCUGGAUUAGGAGCUCGAAACACGGGAGGAGACGCUCGCAUUGGGUUAACGGAACCGGUUCGGGGGGCCGUCGGGAUCCAAGAAGAGUUUCUGAAGUUCGUCUACUGCGAGCCGGGGACGGAACCGGACAGAGACCUCAUGAAUGGAAAUCGGAACUACAGGAGCCGUUGGGGCCCAGUCCCUGUUCUCCGUGCCACGGAGGCCCGGCUAUGGCACCAUGGGGAAACCCAUCAAGCUGCUGGCCAACUGCUUCCAGGUGGAGAUCCCCAAGAUGGACGUCUACCUGUAUGAGGUCGACAUCAAGCCUGAGAAGUGUCCACGCCGUGUGAACAGGGAGGUUGUGGACUCCAUGGUGCAGCACUUUAAAGUCACCAUCUUUGGGGAUCGAAGGCCCGUUUAUGAUGGGAAGAAAAGUCUCUACACCGCCAACCCACUCCCUGUGGCGCCAGCUGGGGUGGAUUUGGAUGUUACGCUGCCAGGGGAAGGAGGCAAAGACCGACCCUUUAAAGUCAGUAUUAAGUUUGUGUCCCUGGUGAGCUGGCACCUGUUGCACGAGGUACUCACUGGUCGCAGUAUGUCAGAGCCCUUGGAGCUGGACAAGCCAAUCAGCACCAACCCAGUUCACGCUGUGGAUGUGGUUCUACGCCAUCUACCCUCCAUGAAGUACACACCCGUGGGCCGCUCAUUCUUUUCUGCUCCGGAGGGCUACGACCAUCCUCUGGGGGGAGGCAGGGAGGUGUGGUUCGGCUUCCACCAGUCUGUUCGGCCAGCCAUGUGGAAGAUGAUGCUCAACAUCGACGUGUCAGCCACGGCUUUCUACAAAGCACAGCCAGUUAUUCAGUUCAUGUGUGAGGUACUGGACAUCCACAACAUUGAUGAGCAGCCUCGCCCCCUCACAGACUCCCACAGAGUCAAAUUCACCAAAGAAAUCAAAGGUCUGAAAGUGGAGGUGACCCACUGUGGAACCAUGCGGAGGAAGUACCGGGUCUGCAAUGUGACCCGCCGCCCCGCCAGCCACCAAACGUUCCCUUUGCAGUUGGAGAAUGGCCAGACUGUAGAACGAACAGUAGCUCAGUAUUUCAGAGAAAAGUACAACCUGCAGCUGAAAUACCCGCACCUGCCCUGUCUACAGGUGGGCCAGGAGCAGAAACACACCUACCUGCCCCUGGAGGUGUGCAACAUUGUAGCAGGGCAGCGGUGCAUCAAGAAACUGACAGAUAAUCAAACCUCCACCAUGAUCAAAGCCACAGCGAGAUCAGCACCAGACCGACAGGAGGAGAUCAGCAGACUGGUGCGCAGCGCUAACUACGAAGCAGACCCCUUUGUUCAGGAGUUUCAGUUCAAGGUGCGAGACGAGAUGGCCCACGUGACGGGGCGCGUGUUGCCUGCGCCCAUGCUGCAGUACGGGGGCAGGGUGAGCACAGAGCACUUUAUGAAUCGCACUGUGGCCACACCCAGUCAUGGAGUUUGGGACAUGAGAGGGAAACAGUUUCAUACCGGGGUGGAGAUCAAGAUGUGGGCCAUCGCCUGCUUCGCCACGCAGAGACAGUGCAGAGAAGAGAUUCUCAAGGGUUUCACCGACCAGCUGCGUAAGAUCUCAAAGGAUGCUGGGAUGCCCAUCCAGGGUCAGCCGUGUUUCUGUAAGUACGCACAGGGAGCCGACAGCGUGGAGCCCAUGUUCAGGCACCUGAAGAACACCUACUCUGGACUGCAGCUCAUCAUCGUCAUCCUGCCGGGAAAAACACCCGUCUACGCGGAAGUGAAGCGUGUCGGAGACACUCUUCUAGGAAUGGCCACUCAGUGUGUGCAGGUGAAGAACGUGGUGAAAACCUCCCCUCAGACGCUCUCCAACCUCUGCCUCAAAAUCAACGUCAAACUCGGCGGCAUCAACAACAUCCUGGUCCCGCAUCAACGGCCUUCAGUGUUCCAGCAGCCAGUCAUCUUUCUCGGGGCGGAUGUCACACAUCCACCAGCAGGAGACGGGAAGAAACCAUCCAUUGCCGCAGUUGUGGGCAGUAUGGACGCUCAUCCCAGCAGGUAUUGUGCCACAGUGCGUGUCCAGAGACCCCGACAGGAGGUGAUUCAGGAUUUGGCCUCUAUGGUGCGAGAGCUACUCAUUCAGUUCUACAAGUCCACUCGCUACAAACCCACCAGAAUCAUCUUCUACAGGGACGGUGUGUCUGAGGGCCAGUUUAGACAGGUGUUGUACUACGAGCUGCUGGCCAUUCGAGAGGCCUGCAUCAGCCUGGAGAAGGAGUACCAGCCCGGCAUCACGUACAUAGUGGUGCAGAAGCGGCACCACACACGCCUCUUCUGUGCCGAUCGCAACGAGAGGGUGGGUCGCAGCGGAAACAUUCCUGCUGGUACGACAGUAGACACGGAUAUCACACACCCCUACGAGUUUGACUUUUACCUCUGCAGUCAUGCUGGAAUACAGGGCACAAGCCGACCCUCCCACUACCAUGUCCUGUGGGACGACAACUGCUUCACUGCGGAUGAGUUCCAGCUGCUCACUUACCAGCUGUGCCACACGUACGUGCGCUGUACCCGCUCCGUCUCCAUCCCCGCGCCAGCCUACUACGCCCACCUGGUGGCCUUCCGUGCCCGCUACCACUUGGUGGACAAAGAACACGACAGUGCCGAGGGCAGCCACGUCUCCGGGCAGAGCAACGGUCGGGAUCCCCAGGCGCUGGCCAAAGCUGUGCAGAUUCACCACGACACCCUGAGGACCAUGUACUUUGCCUAAGCCAGCUCACACCAAGCCCACGUUUGACUAGUCAUGCACACGAACCCGACAACCACACACACACUCUCUCAGUCA
Pimephales promelas (fathead minnow) is the source of this 3451-nucleotide messenger RNA. NCBI's taxonomy places the organism in Eukaryota, Metazoa, Chordata, Actinopteri, Cypriniformes, Leuciscidae. The record is from RefSeq and is a predicted model, not a curated record.